CAGACACCAAAAAAUUCGAGCGAGAACUCCUGCACGCUAAUCUUACCUCCGUAGUUCCAUUUCAUUGGUUUGAGGUUUGAAAGUUGAAACUCAAUAUUAUGUGAAAGUUGUAACAGAAAAGCCCAUCAUCAUUAGGCCUUGAUAUGGAUCCUAAUGAGCUACCAUCUGCUAGUUCUCAUCUCUCACCAGAGCUCUCCCAGCAUCCAUGGCUCACAUUUGAUGAACAGUUCAACUCUCACAUCCCUACUGUGAUUCUACAUGAUGAUAUGGAUGAAAGUAGCAGAGCCACUAUUCAUCAGAUGAUCAAAGAAGAGAACUCUUAUUUACAGACAAAAAAAAUUAUGAGGUGCAAAAAUAAAGGAUUAAAGACACUCUUCAUACCAAAGAAACCAAAGAAGUUAUCUUCCUUUAAUACGAGAUGGACAGAAGAGGAGAAGGAUCUUUUCAAGGAGGGUAUUGAUGAGCAUGGUCAUCGCUGGAAGAAAAUUGCAGAUGUGAUAAAAACAAGGAAUCAUGUUCAAGUCAAGAACUAUGCUCGAAAUUAUCUUCAAAACCAGACUGCUUCCAAAGAUGGGCAGGAUUUCUCCAAUAAAUGUUCUGUGAAGGUUCUUGAGAGUCAAACCUCACAGAGACUUGAAGCAGACGGAGAGGGACCAAUGGAUGGGAAUGAGGAGCAUGGAGGAGAUUCCAAGGAAGACCAACAUCUACUAGUAUUGGAUGAUGAGGAAGAGGAAGAUGUUGAUAUCGACGUGGAGGAAACAUCUGACAUUGAGCAAAAAGGACCAGGUCUCCAAUCCACUCUGCUAUUCGGUGACAUCCUGAGGCAUUCUGUUCCCAUAGAUAAUACAGACUUAGACAGCCAGCAAGAUAAAACAUCUGACUUUGCAGGAAACACUGAACAAGGAAAUGAAAAUCUUGAUCAAAAGCAAAGAGCUACCAUUAACCAGAAGACGAUCACUAAGUUAAAAGACUCCAAAUCACCUUCUCCUGAGAUGCAAACAGAUAUUGGAGCUGAUGAUGUGGAUGUGAACAUUGCAGUCAAUGUAGCAGCUAUAAUGAAUGACAAUGGUCUAUUGAACAUAAAGACUGAAAAUCAAUCUUCUGAGGAAGAUGCCGAACUUACCAUUUGUCUCUCGGGACAGACGACAAACCCUAGGAAAGAUAGGCGUCUGAAGAAGAACAGGAGAGGUUGGAAGGGGUCUAGGAAGAGAAUGAAAGAAAGCUCAGAGGAAGAAUGCUCAGAAGAUGAAUGUGAAGCAUUGGUUGUAGUACCAGUCAUUGAUAGUGUAACUACAACUCAAGAAUCAAGUCUUCCAGGGAACAUGAGGCCAGGAAGAGGGCUUAAAACAAGAAAGAAGGAGGGAAUGAAACAAAACAAAAGGAAAGCAAGGAGAAAACAGAUCCUUGUGAAGGAAGAGAUGGAGUUUGAGGUAAAAUCUGAGGAACAUGAUUAUUAUUCUGAAGGAUACAUGGAAAUAGAGUCUGAGAUGGAGAAAGGUGGGUGUGAUCGCAAGGAACAUGAGAUAACCUCCGGUAUAAAGACUGUGUUUGUAAGAAAUAAAGAUUAUACACAAUUAUGCAAAAGUAGUCUUGAUGAGAAGUCGGUCAUUGCAAGAAUAGUUCAAUCUGAACCAGAUGCCACUUCCAGUGCUGACACCCAGCAUUCAUCGAGUGAGGGAAGUGGGCAGCAAAAUACAAGUGGCUGCUCGUCUAUGGGCCAGAUUGUGAAGCAUUCAUCGAGUGAGGGAAGUGGGCAGCAAAAUACAAGUGGCUGCUCCUCUAUGGGCCAGAUUGUGAAGGAAUUUGAGGAGAAAAGAACACUGGAAUUAUCUCAUCAACAAGUGAGCAGAGAUCCACCGAGUUUUGAAGCAUUGCAAACUCCUACAACUGAAGAUUCAGAGGCAAGCAAUGAAAGGAAUGUAGGUCCAGAAUGCUCCAAGGAGCACCAAGACAAAGAUGAUGAUAGAGACAAGACUGGUAGUGGAGAUGGUGAGGAUGAAGGGUCAAAUAAUGCUGGUCAAACUACAGGAGGAGAAGAGAGUGAUGAUGAGGAUGAAGGGUCAAAUAAUGCUGGUCAAACUACAGGAGGAGAAGAGAGUAAUGAUGACACCAACAGCUUUGAGCAAAUCAAGGAUCAGAGCUGUGAAGAGUCUGAUGAAGAGAUUAUAGAACCUCCAAAGGAAGAAGUGACCCUUGACCCUAGCCAUGUGACUGAAGGAGAGAAAGAAGCUCAUCCAAACUUCUUUGAUUUCAGCAGCAGUGCUAAAACACCAGAGAGAUAUCUAGCUAUAAGAAAUCAUAUCAUUAAAUUUUGGCUUAAGAUCAAGCCAACAUAUCUGAAUAAAACAGCAGCGAGGAAUGGUUUAAAGAGCGGUGGUGAUGUCAACUUGAUUGGACUGAUUCAUGAGUACCUGGAGUCUAUAGGAGCCAUCAACUUUGGGGCAUACAAUCCUAAUCAACAGAAGGUCAAGAAGAGAAGGAGCACCGUUGAACGUUGGGCUAACAUGUAUGAUCCAGAAGCUAAGACUAGCAGGCUAGAGUCAAUGAGACCAAGAAGAAAGAUAUUCAGCAAGUUUCCUGGAGAUAUUGAUGACAAAACAAGCUCAGUCAUUGAGAAACAGAAAAAGCCAAAGUCUAAACCACCCAAACCACCUGCCUAUGAUCCCUUCAAACUGAUAGAUUGCCAUAAGUUUUCCAGUACUUUACCGGCCCCGUUUAGUGUUAAAGUGAAGGGAGAUGCAAUGGUGACUAUGGACGUGCAUUCUCAUCUAUCCACCACGGAAGUGAUCGGGCUGUUAGGAGGUGACUUUGAUCCUGUACGCGCUAUCCUUGAAGUCAGGAUAGCUAGACCAUGUAGAAGUCUUAGUACAGGCAUGCAGUGUGAAAUGGAUCCAGUAUCCCAGACAGAAGCAUGUGAAGAUAUCCAGUCUGCAGGAUGUAGGGUAGUAGGAUGGUAUCACAGUCAUCCAACAUUCAGCCCGAAUCCAUCGAUCAGAGACAUUGAGACACAAGGACACUUUCAGGAUUGGUUCAGUCAAGAUACAAAGACUCCAUUUAUCGGUGUUAUAGUGAGUCCAUAUCAUAGUAGACAGCUUGUUACAUCUAAGAUCAACUGCCUCACAGUCAGCCAACAAUGGUCACCUGAUCAUCAAUGCUGGAGACCAUACAAGUUUGAUUUCUCAGUUUACCAAGACAAGGAUGUAGUUGCAUCUCACCAGCAGUUGCUUUCUAUAGCUUCACAUCUUAUAGCAGAGUUUGCUCAGUAUAAAUAUCGAGUUGAGAUGCUCUGGGUUUGUCCUGGUCAAUCUGGAAUCACUUAUCUUGAAAAGAUGCUUGAGUCUAUCAGUACCAGUCUGUGUGGGUGUGAGGAGACCAAAGCAGAGACUGUAUCCAAGCUGAAAUACAUGGUUUAUGCACACUUUGAUAACCCUACCAUCAUCAAAGAUUCUACCUUAGACGUAACUCUCUCUUUUGACUCCUCCCCUUGACCCCAUUCUACUCACAUAACUUAUUUGAUUUUCUCUGGGUGUUACUCUACCUCUGCUGUGGGUUUGUUGAAUUUUGUAAAAUCCACACAAUGCUUUUCUUUUAAAUAUUUCUAUAAACUGAAAUAGCAAUGGAAAUGAACAUCAGACUGGUUGAUAUGACUAUUCAGUAAAGUCUUCCGUAUAUGUAGAUUUGUAACCUGUAUCAUACACAGGUAGAGUAACUAAAUGAGUUCCACAUACAUUUAUAUUCUUUGUUUGUAUUUAAGUUUUGUUGGCAUCGCAGUCAGAAAUGACUAUUCAUGCCAGCUUAAUAUAAAUGCGUUUUAUUUUUGGAAUUCGAAAUUCUGUGGUAUGGCAUACACUUGAAUAUUAGCCUUGUAUUAAGGGUAAUAUUUAGUUAUUUUGAGGAAACAAUACUUGUAAUGGUAUAUGAGUUACACAAAUACAUCAACAUAAAAAUAGUAGAGAGGUGCAUUUGUGACAUCAUUAUACAGUUAAUAAUUAUAGUUGUUAGUAACGAGUUGGCGAAGGUUCAGAGAAUAAUGUGGGAGGAAUGCUUAUGUCAGACUAUUUAAAUAAUUUAACUGUAUUGAAUAUCUGAUAUAACUACCUUAUAAUCAAGGUACCUUCCGAUGUAAGGCGUAUAAUAGCACAUUUGUUAUAUAGCUCUUGAAGAAACUUUGUGUAUAAAUGGACUAAUUUACAAACUGAGUCAGUAAUGAUGAUAGAACAGGUAUUUCCCACCUAAAUGUGUUUUAAAACUAAUACUAUUCAGGGAAUUUUAAUUUGAUGGUUUGAUAUAGCGCAACAUGUGCCCUAUGUUGUCAUUUUUUAAAAAUUAAUCUCAAGACAGAGAUACAUAUGAAUAUGUAAUCUGUAUUGAUGUCAUUGAUAUUGCACAAGUUAGAUAUUUUCAUGAAGAGUGCUGAAUUACAUGCAGUAUAUAGGUUUGUGGGAUAGGUAAUUCCUUGAUAAUGUCAAUCAAUUAUUUAGUAAAUAUUUGAAUAAUUUAAAGGAGCCAUGUUUCAGUGAUCGAUAUGAAUUAAUUUUAUAUAAUAGGAUUUUAUUGAAAUCAAAACAUCAAAAACCAAGAGCAAACAGUCCAAAGACUGACAACUGUCUUGGGUACAAAAAUACAAUUUAAAUCAAA
Molecule: messenger RNA, 4638 nt
Organism: Strongylocentrotus purpuratus (purple sea urchin)
Lineage: Eukaryota; Metazoa; Echinodermata; Echinoidea; Camarodonta; Strongylocentrotidae
Gene: mysm1
Product: histone H2A deubiquitinase MYSM1
Exons: 21
Coding region: 144-3488 (1114 amino acids)
Biological process (GO): double-strand break repair
Cellular component (GO): BRCA1-A complex; BRISC complex
Molecular function (GO): polyubiquitin modification-dependent protein binding; metallopeptidase activity
Source: RefSeq, a predicted model, not a curated record